AUGACCGAGGCGUUCAUUAGACUGUUGAGAGACACUGUUGAAGAAAUUGAUUGUAUCCUGACAGCAAAUUAUCAUGAAAAUCGUGAGUUAUGUCUAAGGCGUCUGGAGGUGCUUGCGGAACAAGCAAUGAGAUGUGAUGGUGUAAAUCUAAACAUCAUUGAUCUAUUAAAUCAGGCGAAAAAUAUUAUAAGGCGAGACACAGCAAGGAAUGAUGACUAUUGCUCUUAUCAAACACCACAAGAGAUAACUGGCAGAAGAGGAAGACCAAAGUUUUUCAUUGCAGAGGAACAACUACACUUUUUUCAAAGUAAUGUCGUAACUGUAUGUUUUAAUAAGUAUUUAUAACGCUUAUAUAUAUAUAUAUAUAUAUAUAUGAUGAGGCAUUGUACGCCGAAACAUGCAUGUCUGUAGAUUGUACAAUAUAUAUAUAUAUAUAUAUAUAUAUAUAUAGACAUAUCACAUGGGUUGUGGAACAGGGGGCUAUAUAGGAGGGGCAUUAGGCUCCCCCCCAAAUAUUAUGAAGAGAGCGAAUUGAAUAAUAUGUCUUUUAACUUUUUGCUCGCUGUCUAAUAUGUAAAAGAAAAUAUCAUGCACUAUGAUUAAGUAAAUUUAAGUUGACUUUCUUUGAAUCAAUUUUAUUUUUCAUUUCUCUACAUUCCUGAUUUUAUAUUGCUGUAAUAAUACAAUCAACAUUUUUUUGAGGAAGGCGGGAGAAGCUGUUAUAUAAUUAAAAGUGCUAUUGUACACAAUUUUUUGCAACUAGUCUAAUUAAAAAGCUGAUGAAUUUUUAAAAAAUUAGCCCCUCCUCCUCCCCUUGAACUAUACAUAUAUUAGUCAAAUGUUAGAAAUAGCAGUUUAUCCAAAAUAUAGAAUGUUAAUUGUCCAUUGAUUAUUGUGUAGGUUAAUAUUAAAUUUGUCUUUUUCAGUUAUCUUCUUUUUUUUAGUUGUACAUAUAUUAGGUGAAAUAAUCUCUAUGCCACUCUGACCCUGCGUUUAUUACUUAUUAGGAAAUGGAUUUACCCAAAGAGAGAUGGCCAAAAUGCUGGGUGUUAGCUUACGCACAGUUGAGAAUAGAUUUGUUGAAUACAAUAUGACGAAUGUAUAUCGUUACAGCGAUAUUGACGACGACUCCUUAGAUGUUCAUGUGCAACACAUAGUUGCACACUUUCCACGAUCAGGUAAAUACUUUAUAAUGGAGAAAAUACCCUAAUCUUCAAGCGGUUAGCUACUAAAAAUUAUACCCUUGAAAUGACAUUGUAAAUUAUUUUUAACAAAUUGUGUUAAUAUAACUUUACUUGACGUUGUUUACGAUUUUCCAACAUUUUUACUUAAAAUUCAAAUUAAAUCGUUACACCUUUUGUGAACUAUAAUACAGUACUGUAUUGUAUUAUAAUAAUACUGAAAACCACCAAGUAAUAAUUACCGACACCGCAAUUUUUCUUGCAGGCACCAAAAUUAUUAAAGGGGAGCUAAUUUCACAUGGUAUUCGAGUGCAAAGAAGAAGACUCCGAGACUCACUAAAGCGAGUUGAUCCCGUAGGAAGGAGAUUACGCGCAAUGGAUUCGUGUAUACAAAGACGUGUGUACAAUGUCCGGUCGCCUCUCGCUCUAUGGCACAUGGACGGAAAUCAUAAACUUAUAAGGUUCGAAGUUUCUAAAUUGUAUAAUAAUCACGCACUAGUAAACAAUAUUUUAUUUACUGUUGUUUUGUUGAUUUAAGGUGGCGAUUCGUCGUUCACGGUUGUAUCGAUGGUUUCAGUCGUGUGGUCGUCUAUCUAGCGUGUAACACCAACAAUACUUCAGCAGCAGUACUGGACCUUUUUAAGAAGGCCGUUGUCGUUUGGGGUUUGCCUUCCCGUGUGCGAGGUGACAUGGGUGUUGAAAACCGAGACGUUGCACGUUUCAUGCUUUCCCAUGAAAGCAGGGGUCCUGGACGAGGCAGUUAUCUAACAGGGCGGAGCGUUCAUAAUUGCCGCAUAGAACGGCUUUGGCGUGAUGUCUAUCAGAGUGUUCUGUCCGUUUUCUACGACCAUUUUAUGCAUAUGGAAUCAACAGGAAUUCUUGAUCCUGAUAAUGAAGACCAUCUGUUUUGUCUUCAUGAAUUGUACAAACCGGUUAUUAAUGAUGCGUUGCGUAGAUUCUGUGAUUCAUGGAUGAAUCAUAAAUUGCGCACAGCUGCAAACAAGACACCUCUUCAGUUGUUUAUAAUGGGAAUGCAACAAAUUGGGAGGGAGGACAGCGUCAUACCAAAUGAAUAUUUUGAAAAUCUGGGUGAG
Molecule: messenger RNA, 2275 nt
Organism: Paramuricea clavata
Lineage: Eukaryota; Metazoa; Cnidaria; Anthozoa; Malacalcyonacea; Plexauridae
Source: the annotation of a GenBank genome assembly